AUGUCGCAAAGAGAGUACCACAUAGUUGUUCUUGGAUCGGCGCAAUUUGUGCAAAAUGUCUGGAUAGAAAGCUAUGAUCCAACAAUUGAAGAUUCAUACCGGAAGCAAAUCGAGGUUGAUGGCCGCCAUGUCAUUCUGGAGAUUCUCGACACAGCAGGAACAGAACAGUUCACUGCCAUGAGAGAGCUUUACAUGAAGACUGGACAAGGGUUCCUCCUGGUAUUUGCCAUCACAUCGGCAUCAUCAUUCCACGAACUUGCCGAGCUUCGAGAGCAAAUUCGACGCAUCAAAGAAGACGACAACGUUCCCAUGGUACUUGUUGGCAAUAAAUCUGACCUUGAGGAAGACCGAGCAAUUCCGCGUCCAAGAGCAUUUGCAACAUCGCGAGAGUGGAACACGCCAUCAUUCGGAAAGACGCAAAUGAACGGCGACAUGUUCCCCAAGACCCAAGGGCCGGUGGAAAUCCAAGACGAGGCGGUAGAAGAGGAGACAGGGACCGGCGCCAACGACACAGGCCGAAAUGUACCAUUCUUUGAGACACGAUACCCCCAUGACGAGCAACUGGAGGCGUUUGUGCCUGCUGGACCAGGCUGUUCCAUUUCCUUGACCUAA
Molecule: messenger RNA, 612 nt
Organism: Didymella exigua CBS 183.55
Lineage: Eukaryota; Fungi; Ascomycota; Dothideomycetes; Pleosporales; Didymellaceae
Product: ras-domain-containing protein
Exons: 6
Coding region: 1-612 (203 amino acids)
Biological process (GO): signal transduction
Cellular component (GO): plasma membrane
Molecular function (GO): GTP binding; GDP binding; GTPase activity
Source: RefSeq, a predicted model, not a curated record